GACAGGGUGUCUAGACGCACACGUGACCGGAGACUGGAGACGGAGCAAGGGCACCCAAACCAUCCGCCUCAUUUACAGACACAGAGCCUUUUAGCUCCUCUCCGGAUCACUCGUCGGCUCGCGUUUUGCUUCCACUCCCAGAAACUUCGUGCGAGAUACGAGGCUGGAUUAUUUUAUCUGAAGGGAUUCGCCUUUACUAAAAUAGGCUACGAGGCUCGGCUGCGCGGACGCAAACCGAGGGUCUCUCUCGCUCUUUUUUCCCCCCUCCUCCUUCUCCACCGCCGCCGCCGCCUCCUCCUCCUCCUCCUCCUCUCUCGGCUUUUACUAACUCAACUCGGGUUGGCGAUCCAGUCUCGGAUUUGCUCUCUGUCUCUCUGGACGUGGCUCCCUCCAGCCAGCAGACCACAUCCUCAGCAGACGCCUGGCAUAUUUAGACGAUAACGGAUAAAAAAAAGAAAGAAAAAAAGAAAAAGGAAAAGCCACCGCAAGCCUGGUGGAGAGCCCUACUCUGUGCAGCCGGAUCAAGGAUUUUGUGGAUUAAUGCUCUUGAAGACACAACGGCGAGCCUCGGUUUUCAUGGGAUAAUUUCGUUUAGGCUUAAUUAGGCCCCGGUUUCUUUCAUUUCCAGCACAGCCAGCGCGCACAGACAGAAGGAUUCUUUUUAACAGUGUUUUGUUUGCUGAGAAUCGGCACAGUGUUACGCUUUAAAGGGGUCAGCUCCCAGCGUUAGGUUGCACAUCACCAAGUGAAGAUUGUAACACAUUUCAGGCUACAUGCAGCCUGGCGGCAGUAGGUUGCCCGUUUGCCGUGUAAGCUGCUAGAUUCUUUAUUUCAGCUCAGUCUUAAAUGCCCGAAGGUGAUGGUAGUUUAUCCCAAGAGGGAGAGCUAACUGUCCCGUGAAAACUGGCUGCUUUUAAUUCAUCUAGUCUGCAGGAGAAGGCAACAGAGACUGGCGUAUGCUACAGAUUUCCUCUGCUUAUCCGGCUCCCAGUUUUUCCACCGUAUUUUCUCAGGCUGCUUGUCAUUGCCUGGACUCGGAUCCCGGAAUCUUCAUGAUUUGCGGACACCAUGCUCGUUUUUUAGCCGGGAAAUCAUCUUUUCGUCCCGCAUGUUUAGGACCAAACGAUCGGGGCUCGUCCGGCGACUCUGGAGGAGCCGUGCGCCCGUGGAGGGCGACGGGGAGGCGGAUAGAGGGACGCAUGGCUCCGGGGGCUGCUGCAUGGGCAAAACGACAAAGGUGGCCAAGUCCAACGCAGGGUCGGAGGCUGAAUUGAAGGCGUUGACCCACUCGAUACUGAAAAAGAUCAAAGAGAAACAAUUAGAGGUGCUUUUGCAGGCGGUGGAGUCCAAGGGGGGUGCCCGAAGCCCUUGCUUGCUCCUGCCCAGCAAAGUGGACGCCAAAGUGGGUCAACAGUCUUACUCUCUCCCCAUGCUGCUCUACAAAGUGUUCAGGUGGCCGGACCUCAGGCAUUCCUCGGAGCUGAAGAGGCUGUCUUGCUGUGAAUCCUACGGGAAAAUCAACCCAGAGCUCAUUUGCUGCAACCCGCACCACAUGAGCAGGCUGUGUGAACUCGAGUCUCCUCCUCCUCCAUAUUCGCGCUAUCCCAUGGACUAUCUUAAACCACCAGAUUCUCCAGACUCUGGACCUUCAUCCAGUGAUACUGGGGGAACGACUUACUCGGCCCCUGUGGGGCUUUCAGAUUCCCUGGCUUUGCAGGAGUCUGGUGAACGGGCCCAUUGGUGCGUGGUGGCAUACUGGGAGGAGAAGACACGCGUGGGGCGCCUCUACUCAGUCCAGGAGCCCUCUCUGGACAUCUUCUACGAUCUACCUCAGGGGAACGGCUUCUGCCUGGGCCAGCUCUGCUCCGACAACAAGUCCCAACUGGUGCAGAUGGUGCGGGCCAAGAUCGGCUACGGCAUCCAGCUGACGCGCGAGCCGGACGGGGUGUGGGUCUACAACCGCAGCUGCUAUCCCAUCUUCAUUAAGUCGGCCACACUGGACAACCCGGACUCGCGCACGCUGCUGGUGCACAAGGUGUUCCCCGGAUUCUCCAUCAAAGCUUUUGACUAUGACAAGGCCGGCAGCCUGCAGAGGCCCAACGACCACGAGUUCACGCAACAGCCUCGCACGGGCUUCACAGUGCAGAUAAGCUUUGUGAAAGGCUGGGGACAGUGCUACACCAGACAGUUCAUCAGUAGCUGCCCGUGCUGGUUGGAGGUCAUCUUCAACACCCGAUAGCAGCAGCCUUCCUCCUCUUCUUCAAACCCUCACCCCUCCUGCCCCUCCUCACAAAACAGACUUAAACCCUCUGCUCCUUUUUUUUUUCUUUGUUCCAGAGGUUCAAACAGGAAAAAAAAGAAGGAUUUAAAAGAAGAAGAAAGUAUAAAAUUCUCGGACUUUGUUUAAUAAAUGACUAAGAUUUAAUUAAGAAGCGAAAAAAAUGUAUUUUAUGUUAUAUAUAAAUAUAUUAUUAAUUGUAAAUAUGAAGACGUUUUAUAUGCAUCAUUAUUUAUGUAUUGUGCAAUGUGUUGACGAGAAAAAGAAAAUAAGAUGCACUUUGCUUAAUAUAAAUGCAAAACAAAGAAAUGCCAAAAUAAAAAAAAAAAAUUCAAAUAACA
Mugil cephalus (flathead mullet) is the source of this 2619-nucleotide messenger RNA. RefSeq names its product SMAD family member 7 (gene smad7). Gene Ontology annotation, biological process: SMAD protein signal transduction; cell differentiation; BMP signaling pathway. The record is from RefSeq and is a predicted model, not a curated record. The transcript has 4 exons. Gene Ontology annotation, molecular function: transcription regulator inhibitor activity; I-SMAD binding. Gene Ontology annotation, cellular component: heteromeric SMAD protein complex. Lineage: Eukaryota; Metazoa; Chordata; Actinopteri; Mugiliformes; Mugilidae. Bases 1109 to 2239 code for a protein of 376 amino acids.